UGCCUUGCCCAUACAAACUUGUUUUCUUUUGAGACGCUGCGCGCACUGCGCUCCAACAUCUGAAAACCCCUCCCGGACAGCUGUUUGUCCCGAGUACAAACCUGUGCCGCAUUCCCGCAACAUGUUUAUGCUUCGCAACUUCAGUAAAUUCGUCUUCGGAGACAGCUCAAAGGAAUCUCUCGUCGAAAUCUCGCAAGGCCAGCUCUACCUCGUCCGUCCUCGAUCGGUCAAAGGCUACUCUGAACUUAUCUUCAAGGACGCCGCUGCCACCAUCCGUCGCACCGGGCAGGAGUUCCAAUACCAGCUUGUUGUCCAGCGAGCCUACGAGGAAGGCGAGGAGGACCUACUCGCGGAAGAAGGUGCAGAGGACGCCGACAUCGACGCUCUUGGUGGGGAGAAGGACGAGAAAACAUUCCUGCUCGACGAGGAGAUUGGAUUCCGCACCGACGUCCGACAGACCGGCGAGAAGAUCUUCGCGUGGCGCGACCUCAGCGGUGACGUAGGCGAUCUUUGGGAAUUUGUCUGUGACGCUUCGAUCAAGCCAGAGACUGCUAUCUUGUUCUCGAGAGUCGCUCUGCAGUGUCAAUACGAGAGGAAGUUCCGCAGGAGCCACGAACACGCAACCGAGGAAGACUUGGAGGCUUUGGCCUACUUCGAAGAACCUAUCCCAGACGCAAGUCCUAUCGACAGCCCGAUAAGCAAACAGCCCGAAGCUGCUCCUGUCGCCGAACAAUUAUUUCCCAACACAGCCAAGGAAAAUAUGGCAAAGAAGGCUGCUGGCAAGGGACCAGUUCCCCAGGCUGAAGAUCCCACUACGGCCCCUCCUUCGGCUGCCCAGCCCCAGGCUUUGGGUACGCUGGCUGAAACGAGUGCUGAGCUCCAUCUCUUCGACUUCCCGUCUGGUACCUUUAUCCUACAAGACGCCAACGUUAAGGCUACGGUCACGGAGAUCGGCAACUGGGAGUACUGGCUGCACAUCGUAGGCGAAGACCGAGAAUGGCUGGGUCAGCCUAUCGUUGAGGACAUCAAUCCUGUUUUCAACUAUGAAUUCAAGUCCUUCAUCUUCAAUCACUAUCUGGACGAUGGUUCGGCCUAUUCAUGGCUCCUUCGUUUCAAGGAACAGGAAGAGCUCGAGGGAUUCCAGAAUGGAGUCAUGCAGGCACUUUGGGAACAUCUCAACCAGGUGAAAUGGGGAAAGGCAAAGGACACCGAUCGUGAAUAUGUACUUGAAGCUUUCCAGGAUCUGACCAUGGAAGAUGCGCCCGACUAUGAGGAAGAGGAAGAGGAGGAGGAGGAGGAGGAAGAAUCUGAAGAAGAAGAGUCAGAGGAUAACCGCAGCGAGCAUUACGACGAAGAUGAGUCCGAUGACGACACUGAAGGUCAAGAGAAGGAUGGUGGUGUCAACUCACAGCUUGCUGUCGGUUACAAGCACGACAGGUCAUUUGUCGUUCGUGGAAAUAAGAUUGGAGUGUUCAAACAUACCGCAGACAACCAGCUGCAAUUCUCGACCACCAUUUCCAACGUCAAGACACCAAAAGGCAAGGCUUUCAACCCCAACAAGGUUAUGUUGCACGCCGAGGAUCAAAAUCUCAUCAUGCAGCAUGCGGAUGAUCCUAACAAUUUAUACCGCAUGGACCUUGAGACUGGUAAGGUGGUGGAUGAGUGGAAGGUCCACGAUGAUAUUCCAGUGAAGAUUUUUGCUCCAGAGAACAAAUAUGCCCAAAUGACGGGCGAGCAAACCUUCUUGGGUCUUUCUGGCAACGCUCUCUACCGUAUCGAUCCUCGUGUAUCUGGCAACAAAUUAGUCGACGAUCAGCUCAAGCAAUAUGUCACCAAGAACGCUUUCUCUGCUGCAGCUACAACCCAAAAAGGUCACAUUGCCGUCUCCUCAGAAAAGGGAGAUAUUCGUCUCUUUGACCGCUUGGGAAUCAACGCAAAGACACUCAUCCCAGCCUUGGGUGAUCCUAUCAUUGGAAUGGAUGUUUCGGCGGAUGGCAGAUGGGUGUUGGCUACGACACGUACAUACCUCCUCCUCAUCGAUGCUUUGCAGAAGGGUGGAAAGAACGAUGGCAGGCUAGGAUUCGAGAAAGCAUUCGCAAAGGACGACAAGCCAGUACCUCGUCGCCUUGCCCUGACGCCUAGCCACGUUGCGCAAUUCCAGCACGAGACCAAAGCUCCGAUAUCGUUCACUCCAGCCAAGUUCAACACCGGUAUAGAUGACACGGAGACGACGAUCAUCACCGCGACGGGUCCGUUCAUCGUUACUUGGAGCAUGAAGAAGCUCUUGGCCAACCGAAAGGAUCCCUACAGCAUCAAGCGCUACGCCGAAGAAGUCAAAUCCGACAACUUCAAAUUCGGAUCGGACAAGAACCUCAUCGUCGCACUACCCAACGAGGUCGAAAUGGUCGCCAAGCGAGCUCUCCAGAGGCCUACCCGCGAAAGCAUCGCCACCCCAUCAAGAGUGGGCGCAGGUCGUCGAAGCACUGUCCGUGGAAGCUAUCUUGGAAGGAACGACAUUGUCAACAGUCCUUACUGAAACAGUCGGGUCGAUUUCCUUAGGGCGUAACUUGACCCGCUCUCUUCUUUCUCCUUCUUCCCCCACGCUGCAAUUUUGGGCGAUUUGUUUGGAAUGGCAGGUUAUUAUGGUUGGAGCGGGCGGGGAGGCAGGCAGGGACACGUCCAUCAAAGGUUCUCCGACAAGUCGAUUGAACUUGGGAGCCUCCACUUCCAAUUCGAUCAAGUGGAUCGUGAAUCAAUGCCGCCGGUGUACAGAUAUGAUUCCUUUCUUUUUUGUUUUUUCUUCUCCCUCUUCCCUUUCACUUUUUGAUUCCCCCAGAACGUAAACCCUGAUCCUAUUUCCCAUAAUAUUAGAUACAGAAACAUAGUAACCGACUCUGUCGUGAAUGUCCCC
This is a messenger RNA of Aaosphaeria arxii CBS 175.79, 2911 nucleotides long. Its product is annotated as VID27-domain-containing protein. Gene Ontology annotation, cellular component: cytoplasm; nucleus. Bases 122 to 2536 code for a protein of 804 amino acids. NCBI's taxonomy places the organism in Eukaryota, Fungi, Ascomycota, Dothideomycetes, Pleosporales. The record is from RefSeq and is a predicted model, not a curated record. The transcript is spliced from 3 exons.